This is a messenger RNA of Anolis sagrei ordinatus, 1404 nucleotides long. NCBI's taxonomy places the organism in Eukaryota, Metazoa, Chordata, Lepidosauria, Squamata, Anolidae. The record is from RefSeq and is a predicted model, not a curated record.
CCAGGUGCGUCAUCAUCGUCGUCCUCAGCCUCACAGCCCUUGAGUGGGAUACAGGUGUGUGAAUGGACAACUUAAGGGUACGAGACCCGCGAGAGCGCAUGGCAGGUGGAUCCAAUGUGACCGAGGCCUGCUUUUCUCUCUUCUCCCAGACUUCUUCACAAACACCCACAAGGAACAUCCCAUGGGCGCCCCCCAGCCGGACCCUGCUUCCUCAGCCCCCCAGGAGGGAAGCCGCCACGAGAAAUGCCUCCAGGACUUGGAGGGCAGCAGCAGCGGCACCCUCUCUGGCCCCAACCCGGCCUCCUCCGCUUCCUCCUCUUCAGGCCGCGGCUAUAAUGUGACGGCCCUGGCAAAUUCCUCCCUGGUGGGCCUCGUCCAGACCAUCAAGGACCACAUCACCAAGCCCACAGCCAUGGCCCAAGGCCGUGUGGCCCACCUCAUUGAGUGGAAAGGUUGGAGUGCCCCCCAGGUGGGACGGGCAGCCCCUCUGCCGGACGAGGAGCUCUACGCAGACCUGAGCGAUGAGCUCAAGGAGGCCCGCUUCGCUGCUGGGGUGGCCGAGCAGUUUGCCAUCACGGAAGCCACGUUGAGCGCCUGGUCCUCGCUGGACGAAGAGGAGCUGCAUUACUGGGGGGCCUCCCAGGACGCCCUCCGGAUCCCAGAGCUGGAGAACUUCUGCCUGCAGGAGCACCUCCUCCUCGGCCCACAGGCCCUGGGCAGCCCCCGCCUUGCUGGAAGUCUCCGGGCCUUUCCCCACUCCAGGCGGGAGUCCCUUGGCCCGAACGGACCAUUGGUGCCCAACUCCUGGAGGGACUUGGCGGCCACUGUUCGGGCGCCUGGACUGGAACCAGGUCUGCUGUCCUUGGAGGUGGGCCAGGAGAGUGCCCAGGGGCCCCUCUGGCUCCAGCGCAGCACCCCCUCACUCCGCUAUGUGGACAGCAGCUCCCUCUCAGAGGACGAUGUCUUCUACAACUAGGGGAGGGGGCUCAGGGCCAGGCGGGAGGGAGUUUUGCUGGCCAGUGAUGUGUUCUGGGAAAGGACAACCAGGAGGAGCUCCUUCAUGUUCAGCUGCGAGAACCUCCAUCCGCAUCCCAACAAGGAGGGAGGGACCCGCCUUUCUGAAGAGAAGGGAGGAGGCCUGCAACUCCUAGUGCUUCCUUUCCUUGCCAUCAACAACUCUUGACUUCCCAUGGCUCUUUUGGAGUAUGGUUCUCCGAACCCUCCAACCAGCAGUCAUGCUAUUGUGGGAUUCUGGGCCUUCUAAAGUGCAGUUGGCCCGCUCUGGAGAACCUGGUUGGCAAUGAUCAGGAGAUGGAUUCUUCCUUCAUAACAGCUCAGUAUGGUCUGCAAGUGGUGGAGAUGGAGGAGGAGGGUGGGAGGAUAGGAUACGCUUUCUCCUCAUAC